AUGAAUGUGAAGAUUGAGGAUCGCACGUACAUCAAUGCAAUUACCACGUCCAUUCCCCGCUCUUUCGCUCCCACUGUCACUGCAAUCACCACGGCUGUCAACAUAUACAACUCAACUCUCGCACCGAAUGCUGCUCAUCGAGUUGUUGCGUCAACGGAGAUCAUUUCAGCUCUCCGAGCUGAGGCCGAUUCCCGCGCCGUGUUGAAAUCCGGAGAAAAGACUGCGACAGCCAGUGCUGCUUUUGCUGGCGGUCGCGGCGGAGGCCAAGCCCGCGGCCACCAUGGCCACCGCGGACACGGAGGAAAUUCGGGCAAGGGGAGUGCUCCGAAAUCAGAUGACGAUCUGAUCUGCUUCAAGUGCAGCAGCAAAGGCCACCGUGCACCCGACUGUCCGUCGAAGAAGCAAUACUAUCAGCGCAUGAAAGGAAAGGCAGAGGCCGCCGCGAGCAGCUCUGGCUCUGCAGAUUCGAAGGUGAAGGCCGACUUGAAAUCAAAGGACGGCGCGAAGGAUUCUUCAGCGCCGGCUGCGGCCGCGCAGUCCGCUUCAUCUGCGCACAUUGAGGAGGCUUGGAGUGCUUCUGCGGUGUUUCCUGCUCCUUUCGAGGAGAUUGUCAUUGACUGCUCUGAGUUAGCAGCUCAAGACGAGGUCCAUAUUUCGGACACACAUGACCAUUUUGCAGGCAUCGCUGAGUCCGGACGUCGAAUUGAUAUUUUUGACUCUGGUGCUUCGCACCAUAUGACACCACAUCUCGAUCGGCUUUCCAACUUUCAGACCACUGCACCACACCAGAUUCGCACUGCGAACUCCGAGAUUUUCUACUCGAAUGGUAUGGGUGAAAUGCUUAUGCAUCUCCCGGUUGAAAAUGGCGGUCGGCACAUCCGUCUCAAGGGUGUCUUGUAUGCUCCUGCUAUGCAUGCUACGCUGAUCUCUCUGGGUAUUCUCGACGAGGCUGGAUUUACUUGGAUGGGCCAUGAUGGCUUAUUGACUGUCUUCAACAAGAUGAAUGACAUCAUUGCGAGGAUUCCCCGCGUAAACAACCUGUAUCGUAUUUUCUACGAUUCUGCCUCCCUUGCAUCCCCUGUCCAACUCUCACUCUUCGAGAUCCACAAGCGACUCGGUCACAUCAACUAUGGCUACAUCAAAGCCAUGCUCCGUGAGAAUCGUCUUGCGGGCAUAGCGCUCAAUCCACAUCAUUCCGACGAAACUGAGUGUCGAACGUGCCUGGCUGCAAAGGCCCGCCGUGCACCCAUUGCUGCAGUACGCCGAUCUCCAUUGGCGGAGAAAUUCAGAGAGCACUUUCACAUGGAUAUCUGGGGACCUGCUACAGUGUUCACCAUUGACCAUUGCAAGUAUUGCCUGACAAUUGUGGACGAUGCGACCCGCUGGCUGGCGAUGCCGUUGAUGCGUGUCAAGUCUGAGGCUUUUGGCAAAUAUGUUGUCUAUGAGGCUCGCCUGCAGACGCAGCAUGGCAUGCAUGUAAAAAUCUUGCAAUCGGAUCGUGGUGGCGAGUUUCUAUCUGCCGACAUGGAUGUGCACCUUGAGCGCGCUGGUACAAUUCGAAAAUUAACUGUCCACAACACACCUGAGCAUAACGGAGUCGCGGAGCGCACACAUUUGACCGCGUUUAAUGGUGUGCGUGCCGUGCUUGUCGGAUCUGGUCUCCCGAAAUGGCUGUGGGGCGAAGCACUUGCCUAUGUCGUCUAUGUCUACAAUCGCACGGCUCGCCACGCACUGCAGGGAAAAUCGCCUUUUGAGGUGCGCUUCGGACAUGCACCUGAUGUCUCGAACCUACAUGAAUGGGGAUCAGUCGUGUAUGUCAAAGUCGACACGAACUCGAAAUUCGACGCCCGCGGAAAGGAAGCCCGCUGGAUUGGUCUCGAUCACACAUCAAAUGGCCACCGUAUUUACUGGCCGAAGGAGAAGAAGAUUUCUGUGGAAUGCAACAUAGUUUUUAGUGCAGGGUCUCCUCGCGUCGAGGGGGAGCACGAUGUCAAUAUAGGACCUACCUCUGAAAUUCCCGACGCUGUUCCGCCUCCUCCUAAACAUUCUCGUCCUGUUCCUGAGCCUGAGAAGCCCCCAUCGCUCGAACCGGGUGAAAUCCGUGAGCCAGUCGACCCCGAUAUUGUCACCGGCAAGCGCAAGCGCGAGCCGAGCGCAAAGUUGCGCGACAUCGCGUCAGGACAAGCAGAAGGAGCACUCACCGAUAUCACAAUCGACAACGACGAAGAAUGCGAAGUUCUCGCAUACUCCGUGGGUGCCGCUACAUAG
Sparassis crispa is the source of this 2268-nucleotide messenger RNA. RefSeq lists its product as hypothetical. Gene Ontology annotation, biological process: DNA integration. The transcript has a single exon. Lineage: Eukaryota; Fungi; Basidiomycota; Agaricomycetes; Polyporales; Sparassidaceae. Gene Ontology annotation, molecular function: zinc ion binding; nucleic acid binding. Bases 1 to 2268 code for a protein of 755 amino acids. The record is from RefSeq and is a predicted model, not a curated record.